AUGGAACCUCGACGUUUGGACGAUGUAACCGAUGUAGCCGAAGGAAUCCGAACAGAGAUUAAGGUAUUACUACCACAAGUCACAACAAUUGAAGAGGACGAAAAAGGAAAUAAGAAGUACGGCGGGGAUGUGCUUUUGAUGUUGAUUUCCCGUAUGAAAACCGCCCUCGGUAUUGAUGAGAACUGGGAUGGACGCUUGAGGCAUUGGAAGAUUCCUACAAAACUAAAUCUUCCAAACUCGGCAUACCUUAUUCCAAUACCGAAAGGAAUUGAAGUGAACGGGUGGUUAUUGAAGGAAGGAUGGUUCGUACAAGUCAAUGUUGACCCAGUUGUGGUGGGUGCGGGUACGACUACGCUGGUUGUUGCGCCUCGCUGAUUUGUAC
Messenger RNA from Penicillium hordei, 382 nucleotides. RefSeq lists its product as uncharacterized. Bases 1 to 375 code for a protein of 124 amino acids. The transcript has 2 exons. The record is from RefSeq and is a predicted model, not a curated record. NCBI's taxonomy places the organism in Eukaryota, Fungi, Ascomycota, Eurotiomycetes, Eurotiales, Aspergillaceae.